Cylindrotheca closterium is the source of this 594-nucleotide messenger RNA. Lineage: Eukaryota; Bacillariophyta; Bacillariophyceae; Bacillariales; Bacillariaceae. The record is from the annotation of a GenBank genome assembly.
AUGAGCACUGAAGUGAUUCCACUAAAGAAACGAAUGGUCGACGCUAACGCUACGGCUGGCGCAUCUUCAGUAAAACCAAUGGGUCCCAAGAAGAGAACUCCCGAACAAUCGCGAGCGCUUCGAUUGGCACAGAACCGCAAAGCUGCUCGGGAAUCUCGUCGUCGCAAGAAAUCACUUGUAGAGGACUUGCAGCGCAGUGUCAUCUUUAUAGGACGAGCCAACGGUUCCCUUAAGCAUCAAAAUGACGAACUUACCCGUCGUUUGUUGGAGGCUCACGCCGUUCUUUCACAAAUGGGAGAACCAGUCCCAUCGGCAAUGAAGCCCAAAGCCAAGGCUGUUGUACAGGAAGCCCCCACUGGUGAAGCACUUGCCGCUGCCGCCAAUACUGCCAUGGCCAACAUCAAGCCACGUCCUUCUGCUCUGUCUAUGCCGAACAUGCAGCCAGGAGCCACCAUGCAAGCCAUGGCGGACUUUCAACAAGCUGCUGCCAUUGCCAUGCAAGCUGCCGAGCAAGGAAUGAAGGCAUCCGUAGCCCUUCUUCCACAGCAAUCCUCUGGUUCUCAAGGCGCUGCUCCCGGAAUGACAGCUGUAUAG